UAAUGGUGUUUCUAUGGUAACACUAACAUGUCGUUCGUCGGUGGAGAAAGUCGAGGUGAGAGUCUUGUUGCUUCGAGGCAGCUCAGCUUGAGUCUUUUAUCUUCCUCUGGGAUCAUUCCAAGAAAAAGAAAAAAGAAAAUAUACAAAGCAACCCAUCAGAGAUCAUCUCCAGCAACCACAGCAUCAAUACCAAGCAAAUACAGAACAUACUUCACUCCUUGCAAUGAGAGGAAAGGGUUCAACUGCCAGUCUACAAGGUUUACACCAGAGACUGAUGAUCAUCCAGGACCAGGGCACUAUCCUUUCUUUCAAUCAUCAAUGACAGUUCAAGAGGAAUCACUAUCAAAGAGAGGUACUGGUGGAUUUGCAUCUAGAGCAAAAAGGUUCUCAAAGACAAGAUCACUGGACAGUAGCAUGGUUCUUGGACCAGGGGCUUAUAAUCCUAUAAUACCAUCAAGACGAGUUGACUUCAACAGAACUGAAGCUAGCAGGACGUUCCAUACUUCAGUACUAACAGAAGAUCCACUCACUCCUCGUCCUGUGGCAAACACAGGCCCAGGCCCUAACACAUAUCACGUAUCAGACACUCCGACUAAAACAAGCAAACUAAUAACAGGAGAGGCAGUCUUCAAGAGCAAGACAGAGAGAGGAGACUGGAAAAAGAAAUCAACCAACCCAGGGCCAGGGGAUUACAGUCCUUACGAACGAGCAGCAGCGACUAGUGGCAGAAAAACUGCAAACUUUCAAUCAAAAACAAAAAGGGAUUUAUUAUCGCUGACCGGCACGGGAAUCGAUAACCCUGGCCCUGGACAUUACUUUAAGACAACCUCCACUAAAACAAAGUACAAUUUGAUUCCAUACCACAAACAGAAACACUAUCUGUGCAUAUCAGCACCAGCUAUUCCACUCCCUCCCUUACCUCCUCUCCCAGGACCUGGCCAUUAUGAGGUGGCACCUAGUGGUAGCUCGGAAGACAGUACUCAGUUAGUAGGUGGAGCUGUUUUUAAGAGUAAUAGUAGCCGUUGGAAAGGAGAGGAUCCACUAGUACAUCAACCAGGACCAGGUGACUAUGAUCCUAAAGCUAUUGGUAAGCAAUCAUUCCUAUACAAUUGGACACACAAAUGGAUAUAGUGAUAAGAAUAAUGAUUAUAAUAACAUGUAAUAAAAUUAUUAUUCCAAUUAAAAGUAUCAUAUUAAAAUAA
Amphimedon queenslandica is the source of this 1202-nucleotide messenger RNA. RefSeq names its product O(6)-methylguanine-induced apoptosis 2-like. The record is from RefSeq and is a predicted model, not a curated record. NCBI's taxonomy places the organism in Eukaryota, Metazoa, Porifera, Demospongiae, Haplosclerida, Niphatidae. Bases 28 to 1131 code for a protein of 367 amino acids. The transcript has 5 exons. Gene Ontology annotation, biological process: positive regulation of mitochondrial membrane permeability involved in apoptotic process.